AUGGAGCGCGAUGAUUUUGAGGAUGAUGAUUUUAUGAACGAGGAAUUCGGAGCUGAAGAGUUCGAGUCGGUGUUCCUGACUUUGCUUGCAAUUCUACAGUACUAGCUUGUUAAUCCUUCGGUCCUACAGUGAAGUAUACCACGACGAAGACUCCGAUCCAGAUUAUGCGGAAUCCGACGAGGAUAUUGACCCUGCGCUGGGAGCGUUCGACGACUUCACCGAUGAUGAGGGGUUCGCUCAUUAUUCCCCUCCAUGGAUCUCAUCACUGCUUUACUGACUUUCCCACCUCCCCAGCCGAUCCAUUCGUUCCGACAUUGAUGACGAAAACAUUUCCCUCAACGCCCUCAAUAACGAAAUGGACACCUUCCAUGCUGACUUGCGCGCGGCCAGCGGUUUCAAGAAAUCUCGGCGUACGGGGGGGCGUCGUCAAAUCGGGGACGAGGUCUACAGUUUCGAAAUCCGUGGACUCCUCGGCCAGGCAAACUCCGCUUACGCUUUCGGUAAACUGGAUGAGGCUAUGAAACUCGUCAAGCAGAUAAUCCAUAUUGAGCCGGGAGUCUACUCGGCGUGGAAGAUCCUUGGUGAGAUAUUCAAGGAGAAGGGGGACAAGCGCAAAUGCUUGCUUGCGUGGCUGACGGCGGCCCACGCACGGCCCAAGGACUGGGAGCUGUGGGUUAUGUGUGCUAAGAUGAGUCUUGACCAGUACGGGACUGACAAUAGAGCGUAUAAGGAUCAAGCAGUUUAUUGUUAUAAUCGGGCUAUCAGUGCGAAGCCUGAUAAUAUUGAUGCUAUAUAUGAUCGAGCGCUGUUGCUUAAGGAGUUGGGGAGUCUAAAUAAGGCUGCUGAGGGCUUCGUGACGCUGAAUAGGUUUCUACCAAAUGAUAUGUCUGUCUUAAAGGAGCUGGCAGGGUUGUAUAUCGAGAUGGGCAAGGUUCCUGAAGCGGUCGAGUAUUAUAGGCGCAGUGUGGAUCACUUCAAGGCUGCUGGGAACCCGGAUAAUGCUUUUGGGUGGUCUGAGUUGAACAUAUUUGUUGAGUUGUAUUGCUUGGAGAAGCAGUGGACUGAGGCUAUUGAUACCAUUGGGUCCGUUGGCCGAUGGUUAUAUGGCAGAGCUGCAGAAACAUAUUGGGAUAAGACCAAUGAGGAUGACAGAGAAUGGGAUAGUGACGAUAGGCCUAGGAGGUGCAUGGUCAGAGAGUUUGAGGCUGGUCGGUUCCAAAAGGAGUCUUAUUGUCUCCCGCUGGAACUGAGGGUUAAACUGGGUUUAUGUCGAUUACGACUGGAGAAUAUGGAGGAAGCUAUGGUAAGUGGAGAUCUAGACCCAGCCGUAUCCAUCCCUUGUUCUCCACGAAUUCAUCAUGUAAUUUGUGGAAUUACGAAAUAUCUACUAGUGAAUUGUCUGUUCCAGGCUUACAAAUAUAUAACAGCAUCACUUUCAACAUCUCCACACUGAAGCCCGAGACUCCCCCACCUACAGUGAUCUAUUCCAAGAGGUCGGCGAUGCCCUCCACAGUGGUGGUCACUUUAAUGAAGCAAUCACCUACUACUCAGCGGUAGUAGAGGGUGCUGUAUACCUCGACCGCAAGCUCUGGUUCAACAUGGCGGACUGCUACAAAGGCCUUGACAACAUUGAAGAUGCCGAGGACUGUUAUGGCACCAUUUUAGAAGCGUAUCCGAAAGACGAUGAGGCAAUGAUGCAGCUAGCGGGAAUCUAUGAGGUCACGGGCAGAAAAGUGGACGCCCUGGACCUUGUCAAUCAGAUAAUCGGCAUGCGUCGGGAGAAGGAGAAAGCGGAGAAAGCCAUGAAGGCCGUUACGGCGACUGCGCAGCAGGCAGAGGAAGCGGAAUCGUUGGCGUUCUUCCCGAAUCAGCCCAUACCCGAGAGGGUUAAGCGAAAGAGGACGGGCAUUCUCAGCGAGGCGGAGAAGAUGGAGAUGAAUGCGAAGAGGACGGAGCAGACGGAGAUUCGGUACAGGAAGUUGGAAUACUUACGGUCGAGUAUGGAAGCUGGUGACCCGGAGGCUGUGAAGGAAUGGCUGGACACAGCGGGAGACUUGGUCGAUGAUUUCCGAAAUACUAGAGCAUUGUACCCUCAUGAGAGAAGAAAUAAGUUUAAAGGAUUCAUGACGACCGCGCAGCGAAGAGCAUUGGCUCUAGGUGAAACAAGGCGGAUCGAGAAGAUGCAGGAUCGUCUCAAACAAUCUCUAAGUAUGGGGUUUCCCCCUGCGAGUCAAGUUUUACAGUCGAGUGACUGUCCAUGAUGCUGACCUUGAUUUCAGCCUUUGAGGAAGAAGAAAUUGAAGAACCGGAGCAUCUAUCAAGGUUCCGUGGGCUGGACUUUGAUACAUGGCUCUACAUCUUUAUGCAGUACGCCAUCUGCCUCGCUAAAUAUGACAACCAUCAAGAUGCCUACGAUGUGUGCAAUGCCGCGAAGGACGCAAACGUCUUUUAUCAUAAUAAAAAGAGAACCUUCAUAAUCUAUAUCACUUGGCUAGGUAACCUACUGAUUCCCAUCCACUUCUCUUGGGGCUGACAUUUCCCACCACUACCUAGCCUGCGCAAUCCACGUUGGCGAUAGCGACUCCUGCUCCAUGCUCUCCCGCUGGUUUAUGACCACCUUCCAAUUCACAACUGAGGCCUACAACCUCUUCACGGCAAGCAUAACGGCGAGCAAAAACGGACUAGAAGUCUUCCACAACAACGCCAACCAGAAGUAUCUCCUGCGGCAGAUCAAAGCAAUGGACCAAGUGCUAACUGGGGAGCGCAAGACUGGUGCGGCAAAUCUCACCGGCGAGUGUCCUUCUGGUGGCGCCUUGGGCGAGAAGUAUGUGCCGAAGGAGGCUGACGUCGGCCUCAUCAUGCUGUACGCGCACAUCCUCGCGAGCGGGAAGAGUUACCUCUCUGCUUUGAACUAUUAUACUAGAGCAUAUGCGCUCGUUCCAGGGGAUGCGCUUAUCACAUUUUGCAUAGGCCUGGCAUAUCUACAUAGGAGUAUGCAGCGCCAGAGUGAGAAUCGGCAUGUCAUGGCGUUGCAGGGGGUUAGUUUUAUCUUUGAUUAUUAUGAUAUUCGGUGUGGGAAACCGGGGGAGCAGGAGGAGGUGCGGGAGGAUGUGAGGCCAGAGAAGAGGCAGGAGGCGGAGUAUAAUGUUGGGAGGGCGUUUCAGCAUAUUGGUAUUCAUCAUUCCUUCCCCGCCUUCCCCUUUACAAACUUGAGGUUCAGGGGUGCUGAUCGGGAAUGGUUUUUCUUAGGUCUCGCCCAUCUGGCCAUACCCUAUUUUGAACGCGUGCUUCAGAUCUCGGAGGAGAACACGAUUGAUGGGGACUUGAAAUGGGAGGCUGCGUAUAACCUACAGAUGAUUUAUAUGACGAGUGGGAAUGCGAAGCUUGCCGCGGAGGUUACGGAGAGGUAUUUGGUGAUUUAG
Messenger RNA from Tuber aestivum (summer truffle), 3422 nucleotides. The record is from the annotation of a GenBank genome assembly. NCBI's taxonomy places the organism in Eukaryota, Fungi, Ascomycota, Pezizomycetes, Pezizales, Tuberaceae.